Drosophila bipectinata is the source of this 334-nucleotide messenger RNA. RefSeq lists its product as uncharacterized. Lineage: Eukaryota; Metazoa; Arthropoda; Insecta; Diptera; Drosophilidae. The record is from RefSeq and is a predicted model, not a curated record.
CUGGCCAGGCAGUUUUAUUUUGCUGAUUGCAUCGAACAGUUCGCCUGAGAAUGGAUUCGCCGGCCUUUGUUUUUCUUUUGCUGAUUUGCUGUCUGAUUGUGGGCUGUUGUUUGGCAGCACCUCAGGGAUGCAACGGUGGGUUCUAUUCCCAAAACGGCAACCUAGUCAUCGACCUGAAAGAUGUGAACUCUUUGUUGAAUUGUGUCCAGCAGCAGCAUCGUCGUUCAAGAGGAUAAGCAGCUUAAAAUAUCUUCCUCUAAUGUUUUAUAAUAAUAAAUGAAAAGUGUACUAAAAGUAUGUCAACUACAAAAUAUAAUACUCAAAAAAAAUACAA